UUUCUCACAAUCUCUCUUUCAAUCUCUCACAGCCCACCCUCCGCCGGCGCCUCCCUCUCCGCCUCCGCCUCCGUCCGCCCUCUGAUUCCACCAACCUGAAUUAAUUAACUUCUCUGAUGGUUUACUCGAACACACCUGCAGAUUUUGAUUUCAAACUCGAAAGCCUCGCUCCGGUUUCGAAUCAUUGUCUGAUUUUGUCGAACACCUUGCCACCUCCGUGGACAUAGUAUUUCCGGUUAUACAUGGCCGUUUCGGUGAAGACGGUGGCAUUCAAGAGCUGUUGGAGAAAUCAAAUAUCCCAUUUGUUGAGACGCAGUCGAAUGAAUGUCUAUGAUGCCUCUUCGGAGCUUGACAAACAAGGGUUUGUUACCGUACCCAGUUUCUUAAUACAGGGAAGUGAAUCGGAAGAAACUGAGCUGUCAACGUGGUUCGUCACAAAUAAUAUAGAUGUCGAACAAGGAAAAGUUGUGGUGAAGCCAACAAGAGCAGGAUCAAGCAUCGGAGUUACUGUUGCUUAUGGCGUUACCGAUUCUCUGACAAAAGCUAAUGCAAUUAUAUCAGAGGGAAUUGAUGAUAAAGUUAUUGUAGAGAUUUUUCUGGAAGGAGGUAGAGAAUUUACAACGAUCGUCCUAGAUGUGGGUUCUGGUUUCGAUUGCCAGCCAGUUGCUCUACUCCCGACAGAGGUGGAACUUCUAUCUCACGGCAGUGCCGAUUCAAAUGAAAAGGAUAUUAUUUUUAAUUAUCGGCGGAAAUAUCUGCCGACACAGCAGGUUGCUUACCACACUCCACCUCAUUUUCCGGAAGAUGUAAUUACAAAUAUUCGUAAAGGAGCUUCUUUGUUAUUUCAACGGCUUGGCCUACGAGAUUUCGCUAGAAUCGAUGGUUGGUUUUUGCUUACCACACUCCACCUCAUAAGGAAAAUCAGAAUCUUAACAUGGCUAUCGGUCGAGUAGACACGGGAAUACGGAGGGGCCGGUAUUCCAACUACAGAACUAAGACUAUAGAGUGAAACCCGAGAAAUUGUGAACACCUUGGCCGGGCGUUUUGGACUAGAAGCCUCGACAUCGACUCUUUCUAAUGAUGGUGGAGUAUAAAAAGGGAUGAAGUUUGUUUGCUUUUUGCAUUAAAGUUUGAAACACAAAAUUAUAUGCUUUUAAGUUUUUAUGUACUUUUUGAAUUUAUGUUUGUGUACCUUUUGAUAUUUAAUCCGUAAAUUUGGUUUUAAUAUUUU
Molecule: messenger RNA, 1231 nt
Organism: Erythranthe guttata (spotted monkey flower)
Lineage: Eukaryota; Viridiplantae; Streptophyta; Magnoliopsida; Lamiales; Phrymaceae
Source: RefSeq, a predicted model, not a curated record